Messenger RNA from Pangasianodon hypophthalmus (striped catfish), 5091 nucleotides. RefSeq names its product ATP-binding cassette, sub-family G (WHITE), member 1 (gene abcg1). Gene Ontology annotation, cellular component: plasma membrane. The record is from RefSeq and is a predicted model, not a curated record. The coding region runs from base 137 to 2155 and encodes 672 amino acids. Gene Ontology annotation, biological process: cholesterol homeostasis. The transcript is spliced from 15 exons. Gene Ontology annotation, molecular function: ATP binding; ABC-type sterol transporter activity; ATP hydrolysis activity. NCBI's taxonomy places the organism in Eukaryota, Metazoa, Chordata, Actinopteri, Siluriformes, Pangasiidae.
GUGACGUCACCGCGUCAAGCCCGAGCCGCAAGUUGUAAACAGAGCGCGUGAGAAAGUGAGGGAGAGCGCGCGCUGAGGGAUCACGCGCGAGAUUUCUUCCCACCUGGCCAGUUACUCAGGGGUGCACGCGGGAGGAAUGGCAUAUCUUAUGGCAGCCUUCUCAGUCAGCAAUACUGUGACCAACUCUAUCAUAAUGAACACCAAUGGACCUCCUGAUCUCAUGUUGGACACCAGGACAGUGUGUGUUUCCAUUGAUGAUGUAAUGACCAAUCACACUGGCAGCCAACAGACCCCACUGUUACAUGCACACCUGAAAAAAGUGGAGAACAACCUAACAGAGGCACAGUGCUUCUCUUACCUGCCCCGCAGACUAGCAGUCAAUAUUGAAUUCAGAGACCUCUCAUACUCAGUUCCUGAGGGACCAUGGUGGAGAAAGAAAGGUUACAAGACCCUGCUGAAAGGCAUCUCUGGCAGCUUUACCAGUGGAGGUCUAGUGGCCAUCAUGGGGCCCUCAGGAGCAGGGAAGUCAACGCUUAUGAACAUCCUGGCAGGAUAUAGGGAAACAGGAAUGAAAGGAGAUAUCUUCAUAAACGGGCAGCCCAGAGAUCUGAGGUCCUUUAGGAAAGUGUCUUGUUAUAUUAUGCAAGAUGACAUGCUUCUGCCACACCUGACGGUCCAGGAGGCCAUGAUGGUGUCAGCUAAUCUGAAACUACAGGAAAAGGAAGAAGGCAGGAGAGAGAUGGUGAGCGAGAUCUUGACUGCACUUGGCUUGUUGGAAUGUGCUAAAACACGCACAUCUAACCUCUCUGGCGGCCAGAGGAAGCGCUUGGCAAUCGCCUUGGAACUUGUCAACAACCCACCUGUCAUGUUUUUUGAUGAGCCCACAAGUGGACUGGAUAGCUCCUCCUGUUUCCAGGUGGUCUCACUGAUGAAAGCUCUGGCUGAAGGAGGCCGAACAGUUAUCUGCACCAUUCACCAGCCCAGUGCCAAAGUCUUUGAGCUCUUUGACAAACUUUAUGUUCUGAGCCAGGGUCAGUGCAUCUACCAGGGGAAAGUAUCAAACCUAAUCCCCUAUCUAAGGGAACAUGGACUCAACUGUCCUACAUAUCACAACCCUGCUGAUUUCAUAAUGGAAGUGGCCUCUGGAGACUAUGGUGACCACAUGGCUCGGUUGGUGAAAGCUGUUAAUGAGGGGAAGUGUGAGAAAGAUUAUAAAAGUGAGAUGAAUGGUGAUGGGGCUCUGAACUCCUUCUUUUGGCAUAAACCAUCUGAUGAGGACUCCUCUUCCACUGAAGGCUGUCACAGCUUCUCUGCCAGUUGUCAGACGCAGUUCUGUAUCCUCUUUAAAAGAACAUUCCUAAGCAUCAUGAGGGAUUCGGUGUUGACCCACCUGCGCAUCACCUCUCAUAUCGGAAUUGGGCUCCUGAUAGGGCUUCUGUACCUCGGCAUCGGAAAUGAGGCCAAGAAAGUCCUCAGCAACUCUGGUUUCCUUUUUUUCUCUAUGCUCUUCCUCAUGUUUGCUGCUCUGAUGCCCACUGUGCUUACCUUUCCUCUUGAGAUGGCUGUCUUUUUGAGAGAACACUUAAAUUACUGGUACAGUCUGAAGGCGUACUACCUAGCAAAGACUAUGGCCGAUGUCCCAUUCCAGAUUGUAUUCCCAGUGGCAUACUGCAGCAUUGUUUAUUGGAUGACCUCUCAACCAUCAGAUGCUGUUCGGUUCAUCCUCUUCUUGGCUUUGGGUACGCUGACGUCGUUGGUGGCACAGUCUUUGGGUCUCUUGAUUGGGGCAGCGUCUACAUCAUUGCAGGUGGCCACUUUUGUAGGGCCAGUGACUGCCAUACCUGUGCUGCUAUUUUCAGGCUUUUUUGUCAGUUUUGACACCAUCCCAAAAUACCUCCAGUGGAUAUCUUACAUUUCCUAUGUCAGGUAUGGUUUUGAAGGAGUUAUCUUGUCCAUCUAUGGGCUGGACCGUGAGGACCUACACUGUGACAAAGAUGAGACAUGCCACUUCCAAAAAUCCAAGGCCAUUUUGAAGGAGCUAGAUGUUGAGAACGCUGAGUUGUAUCUGGACUUCAUUGUGCUGGGCAUCUUCUUUGUCUCCCUGCGUCUUAUUGCCUACUUUGUCCUCCGCUACAAAAUCAGUGCAGAGAGGUAGACAGCAAGACAGUAACAACUUUGACAAGACUCUUACACCCUAGGAAGAGUGAGCAUAGAGAUCCAAAGUGGGUGAUUCUUUCUUCACACUGCGAAAAGGGCUGCUAUCUUUGUGGAGGUCCAUCACAAACAGGACAGCAAUACACUGAACAGUUUAGACUACUGACAUUCGGUGCACUAUUUUGCACUAAAAAAGACAUGGAUAUCCGUAUGGAUUAACAAUAUAAGUAUAUGUACAUGUGACAAUCUACAGUUGGUUUGAACACUUAUCAGGGAGUUGGACUUAUAUCCUGUCUUGUGUUAUGCUGUGUACAUUGUAUGUAUAAUUCUGUCUGCCUGGGUAUGAUGGAUCCUAUCUUUAAUAAAUAGGAUAUAAGAAUAAUAAUUAGACAAAUAGGAAAGAGUUUCACAAUUUUAAGAGCUGGUCUCUACUAGUUAAUGCAAAAACUGAUUCAGGACACUGCUAUUUUAGGUUACUUUAUUGCAGUUAAAUGUCAUCAACAGUACCAAAGAACACACCAAUCUGCACUUCAAUUAACAGCCGCACACAAGCUAUAAUUACCUUUCCAGCUUUAAUGCUUUUUUAGGCUAAUGACAGAAAUCUGUUCAAUAAUAAAUCUGUGUUACACUAUAAAUUGUAUUUCACUAUUUAUGGACAUACAAAUUCUUAAAAUGCAUUUGAUUCUGGACAGCAAAGUGUGGAAGCUCAUCAACAGAACCCUCUUUAUAACUCAGUGACCAGCCUUCCUUGGAUGGAGGAUGCUAUGUCUACCGUAAUGUCUGGGACGUUUUUCCAGGCUGAUACUGACUUGGGAGUUGAACCACUACAUUAAACUCUGGCCUUAGUAGCAUCCUGAAUCCCAAAUGAGACAGAAUUGGCCUUGGCCGGCUGGCAUGCUCUGGCAGGCUCUGGCAGGCUCUAAACUAGCUGUGACUAGUUGUAAUGUGGCCCAAGUGGGACUGGGUAGUGAUUUGCAGCCUAAUGCAUUGUUUUAUGGAAUUCACAUCUAUAGCCAUGCAAUCUCCCAAUGCCAUUGAAAUUCAGUGACUGGAUCCAAAUCACUAUAUUGAUGACCGUAAAACUCAUACACAAUCAAUAUCCUCAUUGAGUCUGUAAUAUACCUGAAUAACACAUUCACAUACCAAAGUACCUUAAUUUAAUAAUAUUCUUAAUGGGGACUGAAAUACACCUUCUUAAACACAGCUGCAUCUUGCUUUGGAAGCUUAUCAAUUACACUGUGUGCACAAUGUACCAAAUUGAGUAUAUGAGUUAGGUUAAUGUGGCCACAAGGUGAAGAAAUCAUAGAAUACACAAUAUUUACUCUUUGUGCUGAAUUUGCUAUUUUGAGUUUUCAAAUGAAUAAAGAUUGUGCCCACAUUAAGUUUUACCAAAAAGAAAACACACAGAAUAAAAUAUACCGAUCUACACAAAAUAUUUCUUAAGUUACUUACAUAAAAAUGCUGCUUGCAUGUCAAAAAAUGUAACCUUUUGAAAACCAUCUUAAAACAGGACUAGCUAUUUGUAAAUUAGCCUGAUUCAUAUUGAUGUCAAAUGAUCACUAGAGUUUUUUUUUUUUUUUUAAUUUUGUCUAAAGCAUGCACCCAUGCUAAUAAUGCAGAUGGACCUUAUUAAAUUGGCAUCUUAAGUACAUUUUGAGUGUUUGCCAGGGUACUGACAUUCCACAUUAAUGUUUUAUUAAAUGUCCAUGUUAUGUCACAGCAAUCUGUUUUCAAUCUGGAAACACUUAUAUAGAAAAAAAAAAGAUUUUUCUGAUAUGUUUGUAAUGUUUUGUAUGAUUUAUAAUGCUAGGUUCUCUUGACUAAUUUUAAUACAGACAGCUUUAACAAAAAUGACAUUUAUUUAUCAUAAUGAGCUGGUUGUGACACAAAUGUAGGAAUGAAUACAGAGCAGUUAUGAGAAUAUCAGCAUAUUAUCUACCAAGAACCUUUAUCUCAAUCUUUGGAUUUUUGCAUUUAUUUCACUGUUAAAAGUUUUUGAUUGACAGGCACAGGAUAUAAUACAUGGUUAUCAAUUCAGGAAAAAAAAAACAGUUGACAAUUCUGGGUAACUGAAACAAAUAUGUUUUGCCAGGAGUUGAUAUUCCCAUUUUACAUGAAACAAGAUUGUUAUAACCCAAGUAUUACAACUGUGUUACAUAUGUAUAUAAAAUAUUUGCUGUGGACCUUCAUGUGGAAAUAUUAAUCCAAUCAUUGAUUUUACAUAUUUUUUAGAUACAAAAUGGUCUUCUUUCAGGUUUUGGUAGGUUUGUCUAGGAGUAUCUGUCUUGCAUUUUUCUUUGUAUAUUGCCUGCAUAUUAUUCUUGGUUUUUUUUUUUUUUAUGUUUAUUUAGAACUUGCACACACCAUCUAAACCUCCUGAUAGUUUUAACUGUUUUCCUUUAAGUCAUUGGGGCUGUAUUGUAGUAGUCAGUUCAUUUUUCAAGGGAAUGCAUGUUGCUUUUCUGUGAUGUUUUAACAGGGUAGAAUAAUAAUAAAUUUGAAUUAUUUUAAAAACUAUGUCUUUUGUACUGUCUUUUACAGUUCUUUUUCUAAUUGUAAGUAAAACCAACUGUAAGCUCUCAUAGUAUUAUGCAAAUACACACCUUAACUUGAGACAUAGGUAGAACCAUAAUACAAGAGGUUUCAUGAUAAACACAGUAAUAAACAAAAUAGAAAGACAAUUGUUUCAUUCAUACUUUACAUUCUUUUUUCAUGCAUUACAUUAACAAAUCAAUACUCAAAAAAAUAAAUAUCUUUACUAUUUGAUUAUUUAAAAGCAACUGUGAGCAAAUUAUGCAUAUUUUUGAGAGCAGGUACUAAAAUGCAGUGUUAUUGCAUGAUCUAGCAGAUGUGAAAUCUGGAUGGGGUCCUAACGUACUAACAAGCAUAUGAUGUAGUAUUUUUAGGCCUAGGUAUACACAGGAGGAGAUAAUUUUG